Lactuca sativa (garden lettuce) is the source of this 654-nucleotide messenger RNA. RefSeq lists its product as uncharacterized. The record is from RefSeq and is a predicted model, not a curated record. Lineage: Eukaryota; Viridiplantae; Streptophyta; Magnoliopsida; Asterales; Asteraceae.
AUGGAUGCAAGGCGGAUAAAAGGUUUCUCUCCCAUUCAAAAAUACACGGCUACAAUUCGUCAGUUAGCAUACGGCAUGGGCGCAGACAAAUGGGACGAGUAUUUUAAGAUGUCAGAGCGUACCGUGUGGGAGUGUAUGUACAAGUUCUGCAAAGUGAUAUGUUUGGUUUACAGGCAACGACAUUUGCGCAAACCAACUAUCAACGAUAUCCACCAAUUAUACACGGUACAUGAAGGCAAGCAUGGAUUCCCUAGAAUGUUUGGUAGUAUCGACUGCAUGCAUUGGGAUUGGUCAUUAUCCCCCAACGCAUGGCGUGGUCAGUACAUGAGAGGCGACCACAAAGAGCCGACGAUCGUUCUAGAGGCUAUCGCAUCACAUGAUCUUUGGAUAUGGCAUGCAUUCUUUGGUCCAGUUGGUGCAAACAAUGACAUCAAUGUGCUAAACCAGUUGCCGGUAUUCAACGAUAUCUACCUUGAAAAGUCGCACGAUGUACAUUUUCAAGCAAAUAGGGUAGCAUGUAAGUGUGGCUACUAUCUUACUGACGACGAGGAUUCUGAUAUGUUCUUUGAGAUCAAAGAUUCUGAUGACAUGAGUGAUGUUCGGGAGAAUGAGGAAGAAGAUGAGGUCGAUGACGAGGACGAUGAUUCCGAGUGA